CAGUUCGACCCAUCGUGACUUGUUUCAACUCUCCCUCUUCUCUCUCUCUCCGCCAUCCCUCCCCGGCCGCUGACCCCCGUCCCCCGUCCCUCGUCCCUCGUCCGCAUCCCCCGCGGCGAUCCAUUGCUUCGCUUCCCAAACUCCAGAAGACCGUCCCGGUGGCCGCCCACGUGAAUUCCCAUAUCCCCGUUCCUGCCAAGCCCAUCUACAAUUCCCAACGACCUCAGCAGCUUCGGUUUUGCCUGUCCUUGUUGCGGUGCACCCGCGAGCUGUGCUCCUCGGGCCCCUUCCCUCGUACAUCACCGCAGCCAUGGCCGACAAACUUGAUCCAGCCGAGUUCGUCGAGCGGAUCCGCCAGCUGGGCGAGCAGCGCGACCAGGAAGACGAAAACAGGGUACGCAGGCUCGAGGAGGAGAUUAUCCAGGGUCGCAGCGAGAGACUAGCGCGGCGAGCAGAACGCGCCCGCUCCCUCUCCCCCGAAAAGCCCACCCCACCGCAACAGACACCGCGGAGCUCGCACGCACAGCCCAGGAGGCAAGAUACAAAGGAAGAGGGGACUCCUAAACUGUCCGACACUCCUACCCCAGUCAUGGAACCUUCUUCAUCGCAGCAGGCCGCUCGAGAUGCCUCGCUCCAGCGCCUGACGGGCUCCAACCCAGCGCAAGCCCUCGAGGACCUCGAACCGAAGAAGCCCACUCCAAGUGCGGCCGCAUUGGGGCGCUCAGGCACCCUCUCGUGGCAGCGGAGACCGCAAUCGGGCACGGGCAGCAUACGGAGACCUCUGUCAGGAAUGUCAACCUCGACGUCUCCCGACAGGACAUCCUUUCCCCCACCGCAACAAGAGCCUUCAGAACCCUCGUCUCCCGCCGCCUCCCCGACGCCUUCCAGAGCCCAAAUCGCCCAGUCACUGAGCAGCAAGGACCCUACAUGGUUUAGACAGACGCCUGAUCGCGGUAUUGGCUCUGCAGCGUACCGGCGCAACCAAGACGAGAAUCUCUCAGACAUAGGGUCAAUAUCUACGCGAAGGCAAUUGCCGGGCAUGCCCUCUACCGCCAGCGCGGAUCGCGAUCUUGCAAGCCCACCUCCGGAAACACCGCGCUCCGUCUCCCCUUCGCGCGCCAGUUCCGUUCGAGGAAGCGCAGCGUUCAGCAACCGCUUCUCAACGAAUACAUCCAUUUCGGGCGGCGAUGCAGAGACCGUAGCCAAAACAAGGUCCCCGCUUCCAGUUCUCGACUCGCAGAAGUUUGCCCCGCCUUCGGAGCAAGGCACGCCCGUUGACGGCGGAGACCACGCCGGCUCUCCGCGCACUUUGGCCAUGUCCCCGACGCAAGGGAGGAUAUCUCCCGAGCGGACAGACCGCCCUGUGUCUCCAACAAAGGGAAUGGGCGGGUUCGUCCAAAGCGCCAUGCUCAAGCGCAGCGACAGUGUGAGCAAGAGAUGGAGCACGCAGACUCCUCAGCCCCUAAAUAGACAGAACUCUACAAUGAGCAAUCGAGUCAGCGUUGCGUUGGGCGGAUAUGGUGCAGCGUCCAGAAUAGAGAGACCCAGCAGUUUGAGCAGGGAUAACUCUAUCGAGCCCUCCUCGCGUCCGGCGUCAAGCGCCAGCAACAUCACCAUCACGAAAGGCCUGGGAGAAACGGAUCCCAAGAAGGACACAGAUUUCGCUCGUCCCGCCCUGCCACGACAUAGUCGAAGCAAAUCCGUCGCAUCGACAUUCAGCGAGGACAACCGGCCCCACGAUGACGCCGACCCUCCGAGCCCUGCCAAACGCUGGAGUCCCACAAAGUCGAGCUGGCUAGAAAGCGCGCUGAGUAAACCCGAAUCCCCGAAACCGAAACAGCCACCGCCUCAGCAGCCGUCAUGGAUGGCCGAGAUUAAUCGGAAGAGGCAGGAAAAGGGCAGCGUGGACAUGGGGAAAAGUAACCCGCUGCAGAGCCCGCCGGCAGACAGUAGUGCCUCAGGGAGGAGCUCGCCUAUCAAGGAGGUGCAGUUGAGGCCUGUUAGUGCACGCAUAGCUGAAGGUUUGAAACGAGCGGACGUUGCGGAGCCUGCGAAAGAAUCGCCAAAGCCUAAACCUAUACUAUCGCCUAAACCAACAGCUGCCGUGAGGGAUGAACCUGCGCCCGAAAAGCAGCCAGAGGAGGAGCCCAAACCAAACGACGUGCCCAAGGAGAUGUGCAACCCGAAAGAGGAGCCACAAGAGGAGCAGCAACCGGUGAGCACGAAAGAGUCAACGGCAGCUCAGAUCACACAGACACCUCCAAAGCCAUCUUCAUUAGCUUCUGCAACCAUCAAGAAAACCACAGCUGCUCCACCCACAACAAAAUCCAAACCGGAUACACCACCCAAGAAAGACUUCCGCGCAGGCUUGCGAUCGCGGCAAGUUGCUCCUGAACAGCCAAAGAGCGGCUCGAACGAACUCUCCGAGUUCCAGAACGUGUUUGGCCGGUUGAAGAAGGCCGAGACGAAGAACUAUGUAGCACCGGACACUCUCAAGGACAACAUCCUUCGCGGAAAAUCAGCACUAGCAGUAUCUGGUGGACCUCAGCCUUCCGCCCGAAGAGAUGAGUUCAGGGACAGUUUGGUCUCCAAGAAGGCCGCCAUGUUGGCCAAGGCGCAAGAGAACGGCUCAGCAGCUCUGAAGAAGCCAGACAUACCCGCUUCAAAUCCUACCACGCCCGAGGCAAUAGCAAAAAGGAAGCUGCUGGGGAGGUCGGACAGCAUCAGCAGAGUACCCCCGCCAAAGGAGCCUGAGCCUGCGCCCAUUCCCGAAGCACUGACCCGAAAGAAGAGUUUGCGUUCCCCAGAGCUUGACGUGGCUGAAAAGAAGGCUGAAUCACCACCAUCGCUGUCAUCUGUUCAAUCCGCAAAGCCUAGCAAGCUGGCAGAUCGGUUUAACCCUGCGCUAGCUGGCUUACUUGCCCGUGGCCCUCCCCCCAUGGCCACGGCGCCUUCGUCAUCCCCGUCAUCUCAAGACAGCCCUCAAGGAUCAAACACGAGAGCAGUAGCAGAGGAGAAGGCUGGCCCUGCUCCUGAAUUGACCCACAUGACUAAGGGGAGAGCAAGGGGUCCAAAGAGGCGGGCUCCGGCUGCGAAGCAAGCGGCGAAGGAGAAGGAGCCAGUGACUCCACAGAAGGUCGCGCCUGUGGCUACCAGUCUGCCGAAAACCACGGAGUUCCGAAAUUCGAGCGCCAGCCUAAAGGAUGCAAAAGCGAUACAGGAAGAGCCAGCGGCAAAGGUUACUUCGGCGCGGGAUUCGAUCAAGUCGAAACCGGAAACUCCGACCAAGUCGCAUGAGCUUUCGAGAAAGAUAGAGAAGGUUGAAACACCUUCUAAGUCCCCGGAGUUACCAAGGAAGGCUGAGAAACCGGGUACUCCGUCCAAAUCACACGAAGUGGCACGAAAGCUUGAAAUCUCAGACACAUCCUCCAAGUCUGAAGUUUCCAAGAAGGCGGAGAAGUCCAGCUCGCCUGACGUGCCCCGGAAGAAGCCUUCUCUGGAUCUGAUAAGAAGAGUCUCCGGCGACGUCAAACAACCUUCGAGCGGGUCUAGCACAGAGAAACCGCAGUCACCCGUCCCCUCUCCGAAAGCUGCUGCGACUUGGAGAGCCUCGAAACCGCUGCCAUCUCCACCAGCGACAUCCGAGGCUGCGAAGCCGACGCCUGGCCUGCAGGAAAUACCCACGUCGAACGGCGAUGCAUCUCCCACGAAGGAGGCUGACACCUCUUCUCGAUUCUCGGUAAAGAACGCUACAGCACUGUGGGGCCGGCAAUCUGCUACUUCAUCCUCAACCGCUACACGAACCAGGUCCCCCGUAAAGCUACCUACAAGGGCAGAUGAGCAAAAAGCAAUGGAGGAGGCUGGGCUCAGCCGAUCUGAGGAAGUGACUGAAAAGCCACAACCCAAAACCGAGGCGCGCACAUCCAAUCCUGUAGGCCUUGGUCUAGGGAGUUUCGCGAGCAGUUUCGGCGGACUGGUUGGAGCCCGGUCAAGGGAAUCGAGCCCACCCAAAAUAGAGGCGCCCAAGACCUAUCCCAUAUCCCCUCCCGCCAGUGGCAAUCGUCCGAAAUCCGAACCCUUCGAAGCGCCCCCCAAGCCCGCACCCGGUUCCACAGAAGAACUGCUCGCCCAAUUCUUCGACGAGCCGCCCAUAACCACGGGCGAACUCCCCUCGCACAUCGACACGACGCACAUCCUCAAGUCCCCGCCCCUCGACCUCAGCCCCAGCGCCAAAAUCCGCUCCCUCCGCAGGCAAAUGCAAGAAAUCACGGGCGAUGGCAAACUCCUCGCCAUCCCCCCGCAGGAAGAACACGUCCUCUUCCAAGACUCCAUGUACCUCUGCACGCACACCUUCAGCGACUCCAAGGGCGCCAGACACACCGAAGUUUAUCUCUGGGCUGGUAACGGGGUGGCCGACCCCACGCUCGAAGAUGCACAGCUCUUUGCCCGCACGACGGCGAAGCAGAACCAGGCGAAGUUGCUGGUGCUACGGCAGGGAAAGGAGACGCCGAAUUUCUUCGAGGCGCUCGGGGGGAUUGUGAUUACGCGCCGGGGGUCGCGGCCGGGGAAGAGCACCGAGUAUAUGCUCUGUGGGCGGAAACAUCUAGGACACAUCGCUUUUGACGAGGUGGAGUUUAGUCUGAAGAGCUUGUGCUCUGGGUUCGCGUAUAUUGUCCCCACGCAGAGCGGCAAGGUGUUCAUCUGGACGGGAAGAGGGUGUUCGGCGGAGGAGGUAUCCGGCGCACGACUCAUCGGGAUGGAUCUCCUCGCCAACGGCGACCUGGACGAGAUUGAGGAGGGAAAAGAGCCGCAGGCGUUUUUGGAUGCGUUUCCUCCUGCUGAGGACGCCGGGUCCGCGAAGAAGGGACCGGCGAUUCCCCGCUCGGCGGAUCACUGGCGGUAUAAAGCGAGUUGCGACAAGUACCGCGCGAGGCUGUUCAAGGUGGAGCAGUAUCAAACUGGCUCGGGAGGAGCAGGAGGGUCCGGCUGGGGCCAGAGUCUGCAGGUGAGCUCUUUCUUUGCGCCGCUGCUGAGGAGGCCGUCGUGGCAGGGAGCCGCAGCAGUAGCACCACCGUCCAACCCCGUCGUCACGGCAUCCGGAACCCUACACGCCGCGAAGGCAAAUGCUGAACAGAGGCCGCAGACGCCUGUCACGCCCAAGAGCCCGAUGAGUCCCGGAGGAGGGAUUACGACAAAGGUGGUGGAGAUUAUGCCGUUUGUGCAGCGCGAUUUGGAGCCCGAGGGGGUCUAUGUGCUGGAUGCGUUCUUCGAGGUGUACAUCAUCCUCGGCCCCCUCACCAGCGCGCAACCGCACGCCUUCGCCACGGCCCUCCUCUUCGCGCAGGACUACAGCAUCCUCGCCGUGUCCGAGGAAGAUAGACCCUUCCUGCCCGUCUGCACCGUCGUGCUCGAGGGCGUGCCCCGCGACAUGAAGGCCGUGUUUCGCUUCUGGGACGACGCGUACGUGCCUGCUGGGGGACUGAUGAGGGGGAGGUUGGGCAGGGGCAAGAGUCUGAGGGUGUUGGGGUUGGAGAGGGCGUUGAGGGUUACGAGAGGGGGAGGUAGGUGAAUAUUUCUCGGUGGGGGUUCUUGAACAGGAGGAAUGGGGGCUCUGGUUUUUGUGGGCGUGGUGGGUGAGUAGGUAGCAUGGCAUGGCAUGGCAUGGCGUCGCAGGCAUUCUGCACCUUCUUCCAUUGUAGUUAUGAUCUCCUUGGCGUGUUUCUGCAUGUACAGUAUAUGUGGGAUAUGCUGUGUCUCCUGUCCUGCUCGGGCCUACUCUGUUUUCCGCUUUGCUCGAUUUUCCGGCAUGGGAUCGGAUGGCGUGCAUGGUUACAUGGUAAUUCGAUCGGUGAUGGAUGAUACCUAUCGUAUUGUAUCCCUACGGUUAUUCAAAAACUGCUGACGGCUCAAAUAGCCUGCAACUCAAUGGGAGAAAUGUAGAAGUC
Westerdykella ornata is the source of this 5945-nucleotide messenger RNA. RefSeq lists its product as uncharacterized. Gene Ontology annotation, biological process: actin filament severing; barbed-end actin filament capping. Lineage: Eukaryota; Fungi; Ascomycota; Dothideomycetes; Pleosporales; Sporormiaceae. The record is from RefSeq and is a predicted model, not a curated record. Bases 311 to 5569 code for a protein of 1752 amino acids. The transcript is spliced from 3 exons. Gene Ontology annotation, molecular function: phosphatidylinositol-4,5-bisphosphate binding; actin filament binding.